AUGAUAUGUCGCAGCUCAGGGGUUCCAGAAAUUAAAACUAUGACGGAUGAAAUAUUGAAUCGAGCUGGCAUCCACAUCGAUGAGAUGAAUCGCAUACGUCUCAUGGAUCCAGAAAUUUCCGAUACACUUGGCGAUCUUCGAAGUCAGUCUCGCGAUUCUGCUGCUCAAAUGACAUCUUUUCGGACAACAACGGAUGGGUUAAUCAAAGCAUUUGAAGAGCUUGCAACUCUAGUCGAGGCAGAAAAGUUACGAGCAAUGGCAGCACGAAGCGCUUUUCAAUCGGCUGAUAAAGCAAGAUCAGUCGAUUCACAGCAGCUACAGAUCGUCAUACGGGAAAGACAAGUGGAACUCGAACGAUUACGGGUUGAGUUGGCUUCCUUGCAAGCUGUCGAACAGGAGCAGAAAGAUAUAAUGCAGCAAAUUAUCCAUGGCUAAUAUGCACUGUUAGAUUUAUUUAUCUGUACAAAAUUCUGUUUAUUAUUAGUUUGGAAAAUAAAUAACUUCG
Molecule: messenger RNA, 505 nt
Organism: Cylicocyclus nassatus
Lineage: Eukaryota; Metazoa; Nematoda; Chromadorea; Rhabditida; Strongylidae
Source: the annotation of a GenBank genome assembly